Epinephelus moara (kelp grouper) is the source of this 5391-nucleotide messenger RNA. RefSeq names its product synapsin I (gene syn1). The transcript is spliced from 14 exons. The record is from RefSeq and is a predicted model, not a curated record. Gene Ontology annotation, cellular component: synaptic vesicle membrane; synaptic vesicle. Gene Ontology annotation, molecular function: ATP binding. Lineage: Eukaryota; Metazoa; Chordata; Actinopteri; Perciformes; Serranidae. Gene Ontology annotation, biological process: neurotransmitter secretion. Bases 358 to 2331 code for a protein of 657 amino acids.
ACUGGGAGUGACGCAGGGCAGACGGAAAAAACUAGGGCUUGAGGGUAAGGACGGGGAGAACGGCGGUGAUGCAGGAAGGACUGUAGCUUUCAUUUCACAGGUUUAAGCCCGAUGCACGGCCUGCCCGCCUGCACAGAGGACAUGACAGUCACCUAUAUGUAGAUAAUAAUUAGGCAUCAUCACCUCAUCCUUGGGGCGGAUCAGUUUGGAUACACUCCCAGGAAUCAUUGAUCCCCGUCUCUGCACAUGGAAAAGUAGCCUAGUCAUUCCGUUUUCUUACUGAACACCAAGUUGUAAGUCGCAUCCAGUUGGAGGAUAUUUGGACCCCUCUUUCCGUCAUUUUAACAAGUCUCCAUCAUGAACUACCUGCGUCGACGACUCUCGGACAGCAAUUUCAUGUCCAACCUGCCCAAUGGCUACAUGACCGAUCUCCAACGCCCCGACCCGCCGCAGCAAAGCCCCGCAGUGUCGCCCGGACCGACGGAGAGGCGCCAGUCCGCCAGCCAGCCGCAGCAGCAACCUGCAGGUGGAGGCUCCAGCUUCUUCUCAUCCAUAUCUAAUGCUGUCAAACAGACCACAGCUGCUGCGGCUGCCACCUUAUCCGAGGCAGCUGAUAGAGCAGGAGUCACCAGCAGUGCCAAGAUCCUCCUGGUUAUCGAUGACCAGCAAACCGACUGGGUAAAGGUCUUCAGAGGAAGAAAGGUCCACGGUGAAUUUGACAUCAAGGUGGAACAGGCAGAAUUCUCUGAAAUCAGUCUGGUGGUCAAUUCCAUGGGCACCUACAAUGUGGACAUUGAUGCAAUCCGAAGUGGGCAUAAGGUUACUAAAUCCUUUAAGCCAGACUUUGUGCUGAUCAGACAGCAUGCCUUCAGCAUGGACAAGAAUGGAGACCACCGGAACAUAGUGAUUGGUCUGCAGUAUGCUGGACUGCCAAGUGUUAACACUUUGCACUCUGUCUAUAAUUUCUGUGACAAGCCAUGGGUGUUCGCUCAGAUGUCUAGACUCUUCAAGCAACUGGGCCCAGAGGAGUUCCCACUGAUAGAGCAGGUUUACUAUCCAAACCACAAGGAAAUGAUUACCUCCCCUCGGUUUCCUGUAGUGGUAAAGAUGGGCCAUGCUCACUCAGGAAUGGGAAAGGUGAAAGUGGACAAUCAAUAUGAUUUUCAAGAUAUUGCCAGUGUUGUGGCACUGACCAAGACUUACGCCACAUCUGAGCCCUUCAUUGAUGCAAAGUAUGAUGUCCGCAUCCAGAAGAUUGGCAACAAUUACAAAGCUUACAUGAGAACAUCAAUUUCUGGCAACUGGAAGACCAACACUGGCUCAUCUAUGCUUGAGCAGGUGGCCAUGUCAGACAAGUACAGAAUGUGGGUGGACUCUUGCUCUGACAUUUUUGGAGGGUUGGAUAUCUGCGCCGUAGAGGCUCUACAUGGUAAAGAUGGCAAGGACUACAUUAUAGAGGUUGAUGACUGUUCGAUGCCACUGAUUGGGGACCAGCAGGAUGAGGAUCGCAUUCAGAUUGCAGAGCUGGUGAUUUCCAGGAUGAACCUGGUUGUUCCUCGCACUACAAGCUCUUCCACAGCAGGGCAGCAGAGAGCAGUGUCUCCUCAGCCUGUCUCACAGCCCAAAGUUCCACAGGCUCAACCACGCCCCUCACCUCAGGGUGGUCCGCAGCAAAGCCCCCCACCUCAGCAGCGCCCACAGCCUCAAGGCCAGCCUCCUGCACAGGCCCAGCAAUCUGCUGUGAACCCUGCUGCCGGUGACCCCAGUGCCCAGGCGAAGGCUACCCAAGGACCUGCAGCCCAGCCACGGCCACCAGGUCAGGGAGCUUCUCAAGGCCAGAGACCUCCUUCUGGUCAGGGCUCUCCUCAACGAAGCCAAGGAGGUUCGCCUCAAGCUCAGAGGCAACAGUCUGUCACCCAGCAGCAGAAAUCUGCAGGCCCUGGCCAGAAACCUCCAACAGGCCAACCACAGCAGAGGCCUGCCCAGCCCCCUAGGCAGCAGUCACAGGGAGGGGCGCAGCAACAGAGGGCUCCUGGACAACAAGGUCGUUCUGGAGGACCCACCACCCAGCAGCCCCGACCUGCUGCUCAAGGCCAGGGGGGCCCAGGCGGACGACCCCCGCUGCAGCAAAAGCCUCAGCCCCCACAAAAACCUAGCCAGGACAGCCCGGCUAUGGGCGGCUCUCCACAACUAAACAAGUCCCAGUCUCUUACCAAUACCUUCAACAUUCCAGAAACCCCAGCGCCACGAGCCAGCCUUAGCCAGGACGAGGUGAAGGCUGAAACCAUACGCAAUCUACGCAAAUCUUUUGCCAGUCUCUUCUCAGACUGAGACGGCAUAAGCCCCCUUCCUCCUCCUCCUACUGACAGAAAGAUGGACAGGCAAACUGAAGGACAGAUUCCCCCAACCAACAAGGACCAACAGGAUGCCGUCUCCAGUUCAUGUACAUUGACCCUGAAAUGAAAAUGUACACACUUGACACCCACUGCCUAAAUACUUAAAACCUUUUCAAAUGAACAAAAAGUAGAAUACACAGAAAAUUUAGGCACUGAUAUCUGAAACAUUCCUUGCCUCGCCUCAAGCUUAAGUAAGUCAUCUACUCAUGGUGUCACACAAACAAAACACAAAAAAAGCCUGUAUAUGCAUGAGCACACACACAAAAGUUAGAAACAAAACAACAAAAUACUGCUCCCACUUGUUUGUUGGUGCCGUAAAGUCAUUGUGAUCUUUAUGUUCGAGUUGUGGUUGGUUAGCCGAACAACCAAAUCAAUUAAGGGACUGUACAAAAAUUAUUUGGGUGCAGAAUCAAAUAUUUUAUGUUAUAAAAAAAAGCAAGGCACUCCCCAGUGUUUUUCAAUGUCUUAAAAUAAUAUAUUUAUGGUAAACAUAACAAAAUAGUGAAAAUAUAGCCACUCUCUAUUUUUGAAUAAAGAGUUUGCGAAAUAAACUGUUAUUUUAUCCUCUGCAUAUGGCAAAAUGCUCCUUCAUGGCACAAAUGAAAACCACCUGUUUGAUUUACUUACUAUUUAUCUAUUUUUCCAUAAGUAAUCACACAAACAUAUGACAAAAAUUAAACACCCUCAACUGAUCUCUCAAAAAAGUCAGACAACCCUCCCUUUUGCAAAAAUAAAAAUAACAAUAACCCCACUUUUUUUUACCCCCUCCACCCCUACAAAUUUUUGUACAAUCCCUAACUCAGCACAGCUGCACACACAGAAUGUCCAGUGUUAGCUAAUGCUAGAUCUGUUCGAGCUGUUGACCGCUCAUGGUGAUGUCUUAGCUGCAUGUCAACAGGAGGCAAUGGUCGCAUUUUCCAACCCCUGACAUUGGCGCUUGUAACUGUGUCGUCACAUGUAGUUGAAUUAGUAGAGUAACCCAGUAGAUGUUGUGAGGAUGUUGUUGCUUCCACUUUUCCUCCCGUUUUUUGUCGCACAAGAGCAAAUGCCCGAAAGCUCUCCACCUUGAACGCAUGCCUUACACAGACAAGAACGUCAGAUCAAAUGGAGUUGUCUCAGGGAUGUCCAAUUGAUUGUGACACUUGUAUGUGGGUGAGGGUCUUCCAUUACAGUUUUAUUGUGGUUGUUUACUAAUAAUGAAGGAAGAGCAUGCAUUUUAAUGAGGUAGAAUGUUUCUAUUAUUUCAGAUGCAUUUGCACACAGUAUACUGCAAAACUUAUACUUGAACACAGUGACACUGACUGAUGUAUGAAGUCUAUAUUUUCAGGUUUAUUCAUCUGCCUCUUGACAAAGCAACAACUCGGUGUUCCCACCCUGGGGUGCUGCUGUGUCUGUGGUAGGUGCGGUACAGCAGGAUACAGCGUAGGGUUUGCAACUGUUCAGGUACAGUUAGUGAAAAACUAGAUUAUUAACAGACACUUUCAUUUCAUAAUCCCUUGAUUUCAAAGAAAUGUAAUGAAAAGCGUCUGACUGUAAACCAGCCUUGAAGUUAGUGGAUGUACAGCAAGUUAGAGGAUUAUGUUAGGUUGAUUUUAAGGUUCAGCAGUAGUCAAUGCAUUGUGAUUUUGCACUUAAGUAUCUCCAAACAUGAGUCUGUAUCAUACAGUGCAGCAGACUUCCUGCUUCCAUAUAUGCCUCCCGGUUUUCAACGGGUUCAUAGUCUGUAAGAAGAGGUUAUACAGUAAAGAAAUAAUGUAAAGGUAUAGGAAUGUCAACUGUGGGAUGCACCCCUGCGGUAGGUAGUAGUAGAACUCCUCCCUCGCACUGACAACCCUUUCUUUGAUCACUACGGAAAAACUAUUCUGUUUCCAGGCACUAACAAUGUCUUCCAGAAGGAGUGCUGUCAACGUAGUUAUGGCAAUAUCAUGCUUUUUAGAGAUGGCCCAAUAGCCAAAAGUAUAAAGGAGUCCUGGUUCCCCUGCAGAGUCUUCAUGCAGCCUGUGUUUUGUGUAGCCACAGUGACCCCUUGUGCUCAAUGGUGCAUAAAUGUGUGAAUGUUGUUCUGUAACUGGUCAAACCAAAUAGAUGUGUUGUACAGAGCUCUGAGUGAUGCAGAUUGUCACAUUUAUCCCCAGCUGCUAUUUGUGCUUGUUGAUAUUAUGUGUGUCUCUCAACUUUUUUAUUUUUUUACUUUGUGCUUUUUAGUUUCAAUUAUUUUCUACAUGCUUCUUUGUUUCUAUUAAGGCAGGACUAUGUGGGGCUUGUAUGUUUAUGCAUUAGUGAUUCAGGGCUUCAUUUUUAAAUUUUACAGUGACUCAGUGUCAGUACAUUACUGUCAGAUUUAUCGUGGCACAGCCUAACGCCAAGAGAAUCAGUAAGAGCAGCUUUGUGUAAUUGUUACACUGAGUGUGUAAUUUAUGAAAAUGAGCCAUCACGAUUAGCAUGGAUGGUUAACUUUGAAAAAUGUCAUACUGUCGCUCAGAGGCCUGCUGGCCAUAUUAAGACAUACCAUUUGCCACGGCACUUCCUGAGACUGACAGGACGAGCUGUGACACCAAUGCAAAGACGUAGAUUUACGCGUUUAUGUUUUUGAUAUUCACACAUUUCUUUUGAAAAUGUUUACAUUAUUUAUAGUGGAUAUAUCUGACUGUGAAUGUACAUUUUUUUCCUUUGUUACAGCUUGGUUUUAUUGUUUUCUAAAUGCAUUGUAUAAUCAUUGUGAAAAGAUUAAAUCCUUACAAAUCUGAGUGGAACUGAUUAUCAGUCGAUGCCUGCCAGAUUCAAAAACGUACAUCAUAAAUGUAAGUGCAAGAAUCAAAAAGCUGAGGUUUUUUGUUAAUCAAAAAAUAAGAUACUGCAUACUGUAAAUCAUGGUGGAUUAUUGAAUUAAAUGUAAAAAAAAAUAUUUGAUGUUAUAUGCAAUGUAGCUAUAUUAUGUGAAAAUGAGUAUGUUAUUAAAACAUGCACAUGUCUAAUAAAGUCUAUGACCAAUAAU